AUGUCGGAAAAGCAGGCACACCAAGCCACAGAAGGCCAUAUUUCUGGCCAGGCAAACGAACCCAUGACGGCGCCGGCGCACGCUCUGUCUGCCGCACAGGUUGUGGAAGAACUCCAGACAGACUCAGCCGCCGGCUUGACUGUCGAGGAGGCUUCUCUGCGUCUUUCAAAGUAUGGCGUCAACGACUUUGAGAAGGAAAAGGGUGUUCGUCCACUCCAAAUAUUUAUCGCCCAGAUUGUCAACUCCAUGGUCAUGGUUCUUCUUCUCGCUCUCGCAGCCAGUUUUGCUAUUCAAGCUUGGAUCGAAGGUGGUGUACUUGCCGCCCUGAUUCUCAUCAACGUCGUCAUUGGCUUCUUUCAGGACUUGCAGGCCGCCAGAACUAUCGCAUCACUGCAAUCCCUCAACUCGCCGACAGCCAAUGUCAUCCGGGGCGGAGCAAGCACCACGGUGGAGAAGGCGACUCUCGUUCCCGGCGAUAUCAUUGAACUGAAGACGGGCGACAUGGUCCCCGCUGACGUUCGCCUUCUUGAUACCGUCAACCUCGAAGCCGACGAGGCACUCCUCACUGGCGAAUCCGUCCCCGCGCGCAAAGAUCCCAAGGCCACCUUCGACGGCGAAGACACCGGACCCGGCGAUCGCCUGAACGUCGCCUUUAGCUCAACUACCAUUACCAAAGGCCGCGGACGCGCUGUCGUGUUCGCUACCGGCAUGUCAACCGAAAUUGGAGCCAUUGCCGCUGCUCUCCACGACCAGGGCGGCGACAAGCGCAAGCCCAAGAAAGACGCCGAUGGUAACGUUAGCCUUGCCGCUCAUUCCAUGUACGCCCUUGGUUGCCUCUGGGACUGGUGCGGCGCUUUCCUCGGCUUGACUGUCGGCACACCCCUGCAGCGCAAGCUUUCCCGCCUGUUUCUGUACAUUUUCAUGUUCGCUAUCGUUUGCGCUCUCAUCGUUCUCGGUGCCAACGGCAUGAAGGGGCGAAGCGAUGUCAUUAUCUAUGCUGUCGCGACGGCCAUUGGCACACUCCCCGUCACACUCAUCCUCGUCCUUACCAUCACCAUGGCCGCGGGAACCAAGGUCAUGGUGGAGCGGAACGUUCUCGUGCGCAACAUGCGCUCCCUGGAAGCUCUAGGUGGCGUCACCAAUAUUUGUUCCGAUAAGACUGGCACCUUGACGCAGGGCAAGAUGGUCGUCAGAAUGGCGUGGCUUCCCAGCCUCGGCACUUACUCUGUGGGCAUGAGCAACGAACCGUACAACCCCGAGGUCGGCGGCGUAAGCUUCACAGUCGCUGAGCCCAAGGACAUUCCCGCCGAAGAUACUGAGAGCGCAAAAGUCAUGCCCCUCGAUGAGGCCGCUGCCCACUCAGCCCUUCGCCACUACCUCGAUGUCGCCUCGCUUGCCAACCUUGCUACCGUCCAAAAGGUCGAUUCCGAAGAUGCACCCGGCACGCAAGUGUGGAAAGCAUCUGGUGACCCCACAGAGAUUGCGAUACAAGUCCUUGCCACGCGUUUCGGACGCACAAGCCCGCUGUUGGCCAGCUCCUCGGAGUGGAAGCAGCUUGCUGAGUUCCCUUUUGAUUCUGCCAUCAAGAAAAUGUCUGUUCUCUUCCAAAAUGAGGUCACUGGGGUGGUCCACGCCUUCACCAAGGGCGCUGUCGAGCGCGUCAUCGACAGCUGUACUUCCUUCUCUGCUACGAGCGAUGGCACAACUCCCAUGACGGAUGCCAUCAAAGCUGACAUCCUGGCCAACAUGGAGGCGCUUGCACGCCGCGGCCUGCGUGUCCUUGCACUGGCCAGCAAGUCCCCGGUCCGCGCUGUCACCGAAAAGGAGGCUUCGUCCGGCAAUCUGAAGCGUGACGAGUUUGAAGACGACCUUAUUUUCCGUGGUCUCGUCGGAAUCUACGACCCCCCUCGUCCGGAAUCCCGGCCCAGCGUCUUCAAGUGCCACCAGGCCGGUAUUGGCGUCCACAUGCUGACUGGCGACCACCCUGAGACUGCACGUGCCAUCGCCGGUGAAGUCGGCAUCCUUCCGUCGCGGAUGGAUCUUUUGCGGAGGGAUAUUGCCGAGGGCAUGGUUAUGACAGCACACGACUUUGACCAGUUGACGGACGAACAAGUCGAUCAACUGCCCGAGCUGCCUCUCGUCGUCGCGCGAUGCGCGCCGUCUACCAAGGUCAGGAUGAUCGAUGCUCUUCAUCGCCGCGGCCGCUACGUUGCCAUGACAGGCGACGGUGUCAAUGACAGCCCUAGCCUGCACCGUGCAGAUGUGGGCAUCGCCAUGGGAGAAGGUGGCUCCGACGUCGCCAAGUCUGCCUCCGACAUUGUUCUCAGCGACGACAACUUUGCAAGCAUCCUAAACGCCGUAGAAGAGGGACGCCGGAUCUUCGAUAACGUCCAGAAGUUCAUGUUGCACGUUCUGGCCGCCAACGUCGGCUUUGUCACGACCCUGCUCAUCGGUCUCGCCUACAAGGAUCAGGACGGUGUCUCCAUCUUCCAGCUGACGCCUGUUGAGAUCCUGUUCAUGCUCCUCGUCGCUGGUGCCUUUACUGAGACUGGCCUGGGCUUCGAGUCGGCCUCUCCCGACAUUCUCAACCGCCCGCCGCAGAGUCUCAAAUACGGUGUCUUCACGCCCGAGUUCCUCGCUGACAUUGCUGCUUAUGGCGUGCUCAUGGCCAUCUGCAUCCUCAGCUCCUUUGUCAUUGUCAUCUUUGGCUUCUACGGCGGCAACCUCGGACGCGACUGCAACCUCGAGUGGUCCGAGCAGUGCAAUGACGUCUUCCGUGCCCGCUCGACCUGCUACACGGCCAUGAUGUGGAUAUUCCUCUUCUUCGCCUGGGAGCUCGUCGACUCACGCCGCUCCUUCUUCGACGGAAUGGUCAGCGACACGCGCCGCUGGGCGCAGCGCCUAUGGCGCAACAAGUUCCUCUUUUGGUCCGUCAUUCUCGGCACCAUCAGCGUCUUCCCGACGCUGUACAUCCCCGUCAUCGACCACGUCGUCUUUUUGCACGACGGCAUCGACAAGGAGUGGGGCAUCGCCAUCGCCAUGACGGCCCUGUUCUUCGCGGGCGCCGAGGGGUGGAAGUGGGCCAAGAGGGUGUACCUCCGCAGGCACAACCUCAUGGUCCGCAAGGACGCGGGGGCCACGGAGGAGGAUCUCGAGGCGAGGGUGUUUGAGAGGUUCUACCAGGGCAACAGCGACGGGAGCUUCAGCGAGAAGUAG
Messenger RNA from Verticillium alfalfae VaMs.102, 3216 nucleotides. Its product is annotated as calcium-transporting ATPase. The transcript is spliced from 4 exons. NCBI's taxonomy places the organism in Eukaryota, Fungi, Ascomycota, Sordariomycetes, Glomerellales, Plectosphaerellaceae. Gene Ontology annotation, cellular component: plasma membrane. The record is from RefSeq and is a predicted model, not a curated record. Bases 1 to 3216 code for a protein of 1071 amino acids. Gene Ontology annotation, biological process: calcium ion transmembrane transport; intracellular calcium ion homeostasis. Gene Ontology annotation, molecular function: ATP hydrolysis activity; P-type calcium transporter activity; ATP binding.